AUGGCGCUGGAUUCGUGCUCGAACCCGGCUGGCUUGCCAGCCGUCCCGGCGGACAAGAGGCUCUCGGUCCCAGUGAGGUUCAUCAUUUGUUGCUCGGAUCGGACCUCGUGCCCCAUCAGCGAGGCCAUGGCGAAGGAGCAGGUCCGUUGGAUGACCAACGGCUACGCGGGGAAGGAGGGCUGGACGGAGAUGCCGUUCGACCUUCACCCGCCCCCUCAGGUGGACACACAGAUCGGAUUCCACCUCGAGGAGAUCAAGUACGUAGAGGACGCUUCGUGCGCCCGGGACGGGUUCUACAGCCCCACCCUGGCAUACCGGCACAACACCGACGGCGAGGGCAUGCUGAACUACGUCAUCCUGACGGAUGACCAGUGCGGCUACCUGGGGUACGCCGAGUUUCCGGACAAGUGGAACGAGUCGAGCCCCGAGUUGGCGGUGAUGAUCAACGCCAAGGCCCUCCGCGGCUACGCCUCGAUGGUGAUGGCGCGGGCGGCGACGCUAACCCCGCCCGAGGCGACCUCCUCCACGAGGGUGAGCCACGAGGUCGACCUCGCCUUCGACGAGGGCGACACGUGCAUACACGAGGGCGGUCACUCGCUCGGGCUCUACCACACGUUCGAGGGCGGCUGCACGGACGGGGAUGGCGUGACGGACACGGCGGCUGAGGAGUUCCCUUCGUACCUCUGCGAGGACACCGAGAGCACAGCUGCGAGAGCACCGACCCCGUCCGCAACUUCAUGGACUACUCCCCGGACGCCUGCAUGGCGGGCUUCACGGAGAUGCAGAAGCGCCGCCUGUGGUGCAUGA
Messenger RNA from Prorocentrum cordatum, 807 nucleotides. Lineage: Eukaryota; Dinophyceae; Prorocentrales; Prorocentraceae. The record is from the annotation of a GenBank genome assembly.